This is a messenger RNA of Rhopilema esculentum, 3440 nucleotides long. RefSeq lists its product as uncharacterized. The record is from RefSeq and is a predicted model, not a curated record. NCBI's taxonomy places the organism in Eukaryota, Metazoa, Cnidaria, Scyphozoa, Rhizostomeae, Rhizostomatidae.
ACAGCGAUUAUUUCUUCAGAUCCUCGACCAACUUACUGAACAAAAUACAAAGAAUUCUUGGAAUUGUUAGCGAUACAUUGAUCUUUCAUGAAAAGCUGGUGACUUGUGAAUACGGGCAGUAAACAAGAGAAAGCGGAAAAUAUUAUUUGAAUUUGCAGCCUGAUUGACGCGCAGGUGUUGCCGUUGCAGAAACACGAAUAUGAAGAAUUCAAGUAUGACGAUACAAAAUAUCACAAAGCAAAGAUAAAUAAAAAACUUAAAAAGGUCUUUCAUAGUUUUCAUAAGAACAUAAAAAUAUCGGUGACGAGUUGGAUGUAGUUGAAGGCUGCCAUAGAUUUGCCACGCGACGAAUUCCACACGAAAUUAAAGCGAACAGCUAAUGCGUAUUUCAAGAUGUAGUUCAAUUUGAGUUGGCUGGAUAGUGGAUCUUGAUUAUUACCUCUGUAUAAAAGCAUUUUGCACUUUAUUAAUUGAAAACACUGUUUGCAUGCCUUUUAAGCUGGAAAAUGCUAUAACUUGGAAGACAUUCGUAGUUUAUUAAAUGUCUUAUCAAGUUAGGCCACUAGAUAAAGUUGUGUACAGCAGAAGUAACAUGAUUAAAGAUUCAUGACCCUCUCUGGAGCGCGAGCAGGUCAGUUGAAAUUUGCACAUGCUUCUUUAAAGGACAGCAUACACAGCCUGAUUGCAAAUGUUUCAAGGAAUGGCGCAUUAUGACCCGUUAGGGUUACUUGAUCAGCCAUUUUACAAUUCCUUGCAGUGUAUUGAUGGAGCAGAUAUAUAUUAUGAAUGGGAAGAGCGUUACUGAAAAAUUCGAAGUUUCUAUCACAGAAGGAGGCAUAAGAACUGUUUGCUCAUUUGGUUUCACGGCCCUUGUUGUAAAUCCGAUGUGGAGCAGGAGAACUGGAAACGACCUUAGCACAAGCUGGCUUGGCCAGACUAAGAUUUUAAGAGACAGUUCGAUCGUGAGUAGAUUCGAAAAUAUGUCGACUUCGAUUCUGCCAUCAUUUGCUCCUCUGCAAGGUAGAAAUCAAUACCAAAAGACGGCAGAACUUUUGCAGACGCUUUCAUCCAUCACAGAACCGGAAAGUCUUUUCAACAUUAGUUUUAAAACAAUGCCGGUAACUUUAAGCAUCUCAACAUCGAGUGAAAACCUGUACGCCUUUGCAAAAAGUGCAGCGCAUGUCACCAUCAGACCAAAUUUCAGUUCAGUAAAGACCAAGGAUGCGAAUGAAAUUACAAAAAUGGCAUUAAAUCCAGAUCGAGGGUGGAUGAUAACAGUUCUAAUUCCAGUUAUUAUAGUGCUUUUCAUUGGUACACUUAUUGUUCUUGUUUGCCUCUGGAAAAAACAGAAUCGACGAAAACGGGCAAGGAAAUGGAACAGUAAUGCUGAAAAUAGCCUAUCGUGGUUUGAAGCAUUCGAACUGCCACAUGCAGUUGGAAAUUCAAAUGUCAUGAACGAUUUCAAUGAGCCAGCCGAUUUCUCCAUUCCCAUGGGACCACUGUGUAUAAACAAUUUUGCAUUUGAGAGCUAUGACGCAACUACGGAGGACAGUAUGAUGGAACGCUACAGCAUGAAGAACAAGCAUCGAAAGGAUUUCCACAACCCGAGACGUCGCUCUGACGUGCACCCUACUGAACAAGUGUUCUCGAGAACUGUCGAUACGGACAAGCAAAAGUCAAAUCAGGCAUUGAAAAAUACACAUUUCAUUACAGGUGCAGAUUUUGACAAUUCUAAUAGCCAUUUCAAAUUGACUUCAAGCUUUAAAUAAGAUUCUACCAAAAAAAGCAAACAAAUUUGUAUAAACGCGACUUCUAAUUUGGUUCGAGUCACAUAUUAUGGAGGUGUAGGACAUUUUCCUUAAAACAUAGCUAAGAAGCUAAUACUCCUCUGUAGAAAAGAAUCGUUUUAAAAGGAGACUAAAGACCAGACGAAGUUGCCUGUCAAAUUAACAUUGAAGAAGACAUUCGUACGCAUUUUGGCAGACACCAGUGGUAAACCUUGUCUAUAAUUAACUUCAUUCUUCAAAGUUGUUGAAAUCAUUUUUGAUUGUAGAAUGCAUUUUUUAAAUGAAACAUCAGUCUGAAUUUGGCACGCAAAAAGAGAAAAUUUUUCCUUUCCCAAUCGUUAUCAAUUGACAAGUUCAUGUUGGUCAAGGAACACCUUGUGAAAGUCUGGCCAGAUUUUUAUUUUAGAGUUUCGGAGGAACUUACGGUCGUAUGCCUUUGUAUUGAUAAAAACUUUUUAAGUGAACGACGAAUAAACAUGAAAUUUGUCAGUUCCGAGACAUGGACACAUUUAAUGGCAACUUUUUUAAGAGUUAGAUGCAAUUAUGUAUCUAUGACUUCUUAAAAGCAGUAUUCAGAGUUGUUGAUUUUGUUUUUGAUUGCGACACACCCAUGCGAAAUUGUGGGAAACAGCUUAAAAAUCGUCCGAUCUACGUGGAGGUUGGCGAAUAUUGUCAGACCAAAGAACAAUUUUCAAAGGUAAUUGGCAGAUUUUGGCAGAAACUUGUAAUUAUUUUGCAAAAUUAUCCAAUAACUAUUUAUUUAGUAUGGGCCGAUAUUCCCAAAGGUUAACGUCACACAGCAAAAGAGUUCACGAUUAUUCAGCAGUUUUUAGAAGAAUCAUAAUUAUUCUUUAAGAAAAUUGCAAACAUUUUCUUCAGACGCGAAUUUCAGAUUAUAAUGUUCUAUUGAUAGAAAUGAUCUUAGGAAUUUCGCAUUCUUGUCAUUGAUUGCAAUUCUACAUGAAAAAUGGAAAUGAUAUGUUGCUGGUAAUGUUUUGAAUGUCAAGAGAAUGAAAUGAUAAUGUUUUAUAUUUUUCGAGUUAGCUUGAUACACUGUUGUAACAACAUGUGAAAGACUAGCAAGAAUCAAACACACUUUUACAAGAUAAGUAUAAAACUCACUGUACUAAAUCUUUCUUGAUUCUUCUAUGAAUGGAACUCUCAAAGUUUUUCAAAAUUUUCAAUGAAAAAAUAUGCUGCAGAAAACCAUCUGAUUCAUUUAAGUUUCAAUCCUUUGCAGAGAAAAGACAUGUCACACACAAUUAUCACUAAUUCAUAUACAUCUUUAUGCAAAAUUUAAUAAACUGCUAAAAUGGAAAUAUUGUAAAAAAUGAUCAACUUGCUCAAUAUGGUUCAAUAAAAUGACAUGACCUGCCAUUUCUAACUUGGAUUUUGUGAUUUUGUGAACUUGGUUUAUUAAUAACACAUUAGAAAUUAGGUGCGAAUAACAGCACCUCAUAGUCAACACUGAUCUUCUGUUUAUUCUCUCAAACAAGUAUUGCAAAAUCUGGAAUCUCCAAGUUACCAGACAAGACUUUUUGAAGAAGCUAAGAAUGAAAAAAUUGUUUAGCAGUGCUAUUUGAAACUUCUUAAUAUAAUAUUUGAGUCUUGAAGUUCAGAACAUGUAAACAAAGUAAAAAUGUAAUGUUGAAA